Coniophora puteana RWD-64-598 SS2 is the source of this 1875-nucleotide messenger RNA. RefSeq lists its product as uncharacterized. The transcript is spliced from 2 exons. The annotation marks the transcript as partial. NCBI's taxonomy places the organism in Eukaryota, Fungi, Basidiomycota, Agaricomycetes, Boletales, Coniophoraceae. The record is from RefSeq and is a predicted model, not a curated record.
AUGACGGACGGCGUGCACGAAAACACACCGCAUGUCUACCAGCCUAUCAGUGGCUUGCACAGCAUCAUCCGCGCAAAGACAUUCCAAGUACAGGCCUUAUGUCUCGGCCGCGUCAAUAUGUCGAAGAGUCUUGGCCGAAAAUCGCAGGUCCUUGAUGAUCAUAACAAGUUCCUUGUUGCCAUCGGCAGCAGCAACAUGACACGUGUCGGGCAGCUUGUCAAGGUCUGUCUCAAGAACGGGAUGUUGGUGAAGAAGAUGGGAGAGCAGCUGGCCAAGGCUACGCAAAAGCUGUACAGCCCGAAGAGCUUUGACAAGGCCGAGAAGAGGCUUGCCGUGUUGAUGCUUCAUCUCGCCGGUCCUCGCCUCGUGCAAAUCUAUCAUAAUGCAACAGGCUCACCUUCCACCAGUACACUCCGACGUUUUGCAGCCACUCAUCCUCUACGUGCGUCGGCAGGGUUCCCUACGGUGGAGGAGGUCUGUUACAACAUCAAAAAUACAUUCGCAGGCGAGGGUAACUUGGGACUCACUGAGGAUUCAGCAUCAGCAGCAGAAGAGGUAUAUGGUUACCAGCUGAUGAUCGACAAGAUCAAGGUGGAAGGGCGUCCACGUUGGGACGAGAAGACAAACAGGAUUGUCGGAGUGGCUCGUGAAGAUGCAGACCGGAUCGGGCUGGAGUUCUGUUCUGAGGCAGAGGCGUACACGCUUUGCAGGGCAGUGGCAGAUGGAAAGGUGCGACUGGCUGUGGAGGCGACUGUAGCUGCUAUAGGUUUUCUUGCAGGUGACGCUCGGUCUCACGCCGCCCGGCCUAUUCUUGUCUCAGGAACGUGUAAAGCAGAAGAUGCGCCGACUCAUGCAACACUCAUUCAAACCGUCAUUGAUGCAUGCACGCGCGAGAAAGUUCCAGGCCGAUUGUAUAGCAUUGCCUCUGAUGGUGAAGCAUGCCGCGGAGCGGCCCUUGUCAUCCUCACGCACAAACACAAAUUGCCAACAUCAUCGCCAAUCUAUUCAUAUGUCGGUAAGCUACCACUCAUGAAUACUUUGGUGGGCGACAACGAUAUCACGUCCGACAAGGACUGGAAGCACGUCAUCAUGAAGUGUGUGCGCUGUGCUAUACUCCGGGACAAGGGGAUCUCUGUUUAUGGCUUUACUAUCACUCCUGAGAUAUUCAGCUGGCAUCUUUGCUCAAAUGAUCUAGCACCCGACCAAGUAGAGCACCUGAUGAACCCGAAUGAUAAGCAAGACGUCCUCUUGGCGAUAUCCUUGCUCAAGGAGAUAUGGGAGCUUCCUGAAACAUCUAGCUCACGUCCAACUGUCAUUGCCGCACGGAAGCAUAUCCGUAUCUUCGGCGACUUUCUCAGGCACCUCAUUACCCCUUACAUGGAUCUUGAUAUGUCCCUUUCUGACCAGCUGUCGCAUCUCAGCGCGGCUGCCCAUCUUGCCUGCAGUCUCUAUACAUACCCAGGGGGUGGGACCGCGUUCUUGCCAAAGCAAUUGUACACAGACAUCCAAAUCCUUAUCAAGAAUGUGUUCUUUUGCGUUGCAAAAGCGAAGGUGGACCGGCCUCUCGGAAACUUCUAUAUCAUUAUGCUCGGGACCAAUCGUCUUGAGAUCUCCUUUGGAAUCUACCGCACAAUAAUCGGUAAUGACGCCAAUGCAGAUAUUAUUCAGCUUGUCCAUCGCAUCGCACACGUCAUCCAGUCAUCACAGAUACUCGCCGAAUACCCAGAGUGGGAUAGUACCCCCCGUCGGCUUAGAUUACCAGGUCUCUCCAGCGACAUUGAACUUUCGGCAAAGAUCGACCAUGUCAAUCCGGCCUCUUGGCGCGGCGACGUCUGCUUGCUGCAUGUCCUUCCCAUCACUCCGUGGAGCCAGGGU